This is a messenger RNA of Rhinocladiella mackenziei CBS 650.93, 2700 nucleotides long. RefSeq lists its product as uncharacterized. Gene Ontology annotation, molecular function: oxidoreductase activity; copper ion binding. The record is from RefSeq and is a predicted model, not a curated record. Lineage: Eukaryota; Fungi; Ascomycota; Eurotiomycetes; Chaetothyriales; Herpotrichiellaceae. The coding region runs from base 1 to 2700 and encodes 899 amino acids. The transcript has 3 exons.
AUGAGGUCGCUCAAGUAUUUGACGGCCUUGUUGCCCCUGUUCGUCACCAAUGGCCUCGCAGCAAAAUGGGCCGAUUGGAACAAAGAAAAAGAUGUCCUCGUGGUGGUAACGACGACCAGAACAGUGACCAUCUGCCCCCUGACGGAACUCUUUACUUGCGAUAUCGAUCUUCCGACCAACACCGCCUCCUACCCCGACACUACUCCGGUCGAGCCGACACACACUGGACGUCCAGGGGGCCAUGGGCCGGGCGGUCAUCAUCCCGGGGGUCCUGAUGAAAGCACUGCCACUCCGGGUGAAACUGAUAGCACUACGACUCCGAGUGGACCGGAGAGCACGACCACAAACCCAAGUGGACCUGAAAGCACCACCACUCCAGGUGGCCACGACGGUGGUCAUCAUCCCGGUGGCCCUGGUGAAAGCACUACAACUUCCGGAAGCUAUGUCGAAAGCAGCACCACGCCCAGCGGUCCUGAAACUACCACAACCUCGAAAGGAAGUGAGGGAAGUAGCACCACCAGCCCUACAGAUACGACCACCAAGAUACCUGGUCACGAUACAACCAGCAAAAGUGAAACUACUUCACCCACCGGAACCACCUCAAAGACCACUACUGCCUCAGUCUCCGGAACCACCUCAGAGACUACGUCUUCCUCGGUUUCUGGAACGGCGUCGAAGACUACUUCGGCCUCAGUUUCUGGAACCACAGAGACUACCUCUUCGGUUUCUGGAACCACAAAGACUACUUCGGGAACGACUUCGAAGACUACUUCGGCCUCCGGAACCAAGACAACCUCUGGCAGCGUCACGUCCACCUCAAAGACAACAUCUGGGAGCACCACGACAAGCAAGACUACUUCUACCACUUCCACCUGUGCUGCCUCAACCGUCUCGGCAUCCGGUAUUCCUACUCCGACAUGCAAUACCCCAGAAGACCGUAGCAAAUGGUGCUUGGGCAAAUCGGUCGAUGAUGAUACUCACGAUACCUUCUACACCGGAACAACCAGGGAAUACACUUUGACAAUCACCGCUCAAGACAUCGACUUUGAUGGCACUGCCAAGCCUGCCUUUGCUGUCAACGGCAAGUCUCCUGGUGAACCUAUCGUUGCCAAUUGGGGUGAUAUGGUUGAGGUCACAGUCAUCAACGCAAUGACCGACAAUGCCACCACUAUUCAUUGGCAUGGUAUUCGGCAAGUGGGCACCAAUGAUCAAGAUGGUGUUCCUGGUGUGACUGAAUGUGCCAUCCCCCCCUUGGGUUCUCGAGUUUAUAAAUGGCAUGCUUCGACCUAUGGAACGGGUUGGUACCACUCUCAUGCUUUGGCUCAGUACGGGGGUGGUAUCCGAGGCCCUGUCAUCAUUCAUGGGCCAGCUACCGCAGAUUAUGACCUCGACAUGGGCACAGUUAUGAUUGAUGAAACCUUCAGUCAAACAAUCUUCCAAAUGGCCUAUAACAUUGCCAGAGUCCGAGGAGCCCUGCCACCAUCCACUAACUACCUGCUCAACGGUAAGAACAAGUCUCCAGAUGGCACCACGGGUGAAGCUACGAAAUGGACCGUCAAGAAGGGCAAGAAGCAUCUCUUCCGCAUCAUCAAUAGCUCUGCUCAAACCGCAUACGCUGUCCACUUCGACAACCACAAGAUGACCGUCAUCGGCGCCGACUAUACCCCCAUUGUGCCGUACGAGACCGAUAUUUUGUGGAUCCAGAGUGGCCAGCGAUACAAUGUCAUUGUCGAGAUGAAUCAGCCUGCCGGAGCAUACUUCCUGCGUGCCGUUACCCAAACCGGGUGCGGUGUCACCUGUGGCAACACUGGUCUUGGAACAUCUAAUGGUAUCUUCACAUACGAAGGCGCUUGCGGCACGCCAGUCUCGGACAACUUCACCAUCACCACCGCCGGCGACUGCAAGGAUGAACCACUUGCCAGCCUUGUUCCUCACGUGUCCAAGAAUGCCGGCUCGACCAGCGACUUUACCUCCACUGUCAAACUCCUCCCGGGGGGGAAUGCUGGCAGCCAGAACUUUGACGGUUACGGGUCUAUUAUCCGAUGGUUCCUGGGGGGUCUCAAAGAACUUUCCGAGAACAGCGCUACUCCUGCGGCUAAUAAGGCCGUCAAUGUGACUUACAGUGAACCCACACUCAAGACACUUGCGACCUUGCCAACCUUACCACUCAACAGCUCCUUGUACAGCAACUCGGCUGUCCUGGAUGGUCCUGCCGGGGAAUGGGUCUACUUCGUUAUCCAGAACAACUUCCAGACCUCACACCCCAUGCAUCUUCACGGGCACGAUUUCUCCGUCCUUGGUCAAGGUCGUGGUGUCUUCACGUCCGACAUGGUGGGACAACUCAACUUCGACAACCCUAUUCGACGAGAUACUGCCCUUCUCUUCGGUAUCGGCAGCCCAACAGCAUUCACUUCCGGUUGGACCGUCAUUGGUUUCCAGACCGACAACCCCGGUGCCUGGGUCAUGCACUGCCACAUCAUCUGGCACGCGGACGGCGGUAUGGGCCUUCAAUUCCUUGAACAACCAGAUGCCAUUGACGCCGAACAAUAUUGGGAAACUCCCUCCUUCCAGGAUGAGUGCGCUGCCUACGAAUCAUACGAAGCUGCUGGUGGCGAAGGCAAGGCUCCAUAUGAAUCAGGCCUCAAGAGACGACACCUGGGCGGGUACCAUUAUAGACCCCAUGGACGCCACAUGCACUAA